This is a messenger RNA of Xenopus laevis (African clawed frog), 2827 nucleotides long. It is a transcript of the gene c1h9orf72.L, whose product is annotated as C9orf72-SMCR8 complex subunit L homeolog. Gene Ontology annotation, biological process: endocytosis; autophagy. The transcript is spliced from 9 exons. Lineage: Eukaryota; Metazoa; Chordata; Amphibia; Anura; Pipidae. The record is from RefSeq and is a predicted model, not a curated record. Bases 1367 to 2290 code for a protein of 307 amino acids. Gene Ontology annotation, cellular component: endosome; autophagosome. Gene Ontology annotation, molecular function: guanyl-nucleotide exchange factor activity.
GUUUAAUUCUCAGAGCAUACUGGUUUUCCAUUGUAUAUUCAGGAAAUAAUAUUGUUAUAGUUGAUAUACAAUUAUGAUAUUAAAUGUCAAUUAUAACUAAAAGACAACCAUUAUUUUUAAACAUGAAUAGUUCCCCACUGUCGAAGCACUAUAGCUGGCAAUUCCUUUAUUGCCUGCUCAGGCCACCUUAGCAUUGUCACACUAGGCUUUCUUACUAAACUAGGCCUAAAAUACUUUAAAACUGGUAGAUUGUGCAUGCCUGGCAGCAUAUUAGGUCCUCAUAGAACCUGCUGGGGGAAUUUCAAUUUUAGCUGGUGGAAACAUAGCUUUACAGUAAUUGGUCACACCUUAAAGACAUUUGCUAAAUAUUUAUUCUUGUAAAGGUUUUCAAACAUAUGUUGGGUCAAAAUUUUGCAUUGUUUAUCCUUUCCCAGUUGUGCCUUCUGCUUGUCAAUUUUUAAAUGUGUUUGCUCCAAUGCAUGCAGUAUAUAUUGUAUAUGUAUAUAAAACUAAGUGGUCGAGUAUGCACAAUAAGCAAAAACCCUCCAUAGAAUGUAUUAAACUGCACUGUGGAACUGUGAAUGGACACGAAUGGGCGAUCUGAAAUGUACUGAAGAUGGACUAAAUUUGAAAUGGGAUGUUAGCUGGCAUAUUUAGGUGUUAGAAUCAUGAAUUAUUUUUCGAAAAAUUAAAUGUAUUUAAAUUAAAUUAUAUGAAAUGUCUAAUUAGAAAUGAGAUUUUAGUUGUUUGUAAUGAAUUUUGAAUGUAAAUAUGUCAGCGCACAGCAAGCCACGACAACGAGAAGUGCCAAGUCCGAUCUGUUUCUUUUGAUGUGAAAUACUACAGGUGUUUUUGCUGUGGAAGGGAAAUAGUAGCUAAUGUUACAUGAAAGGUUACACAUGUUUCGGAAUGUAUAGCUUAUGGAAAGGACACUAUUGGUUAAGAGUAAUCCGCUUUGUAUCUCUGAUAAUGUUUUGAAUUAGGAAAGGGUUAGUGGAUUUAAAAGGAAACGUGUAUGUCGUGACGUGAGUUCCAAAUGCUUUUUAAACUGAGUAAUGUGCAUUUUGUAUCUAUACCUAUCACUGUGGGGGCAAACUAAACGUGUCAGGAAAUGUAUAGGUGAAAUAAUGCUGUUCUAACUUUCAUGGCUGUCCUGGAGUCCGUGCAGUGCGUGCUUUUCUUUCGGAAGAGUGUUUGGUCUCCCUUUGCUGUGGGUUUGGGAUGCUGCGCCUGGACCACCAACCUGGAGCAGUGACUGACUUACAACAAAAAGCUGACUUAUUGAAGGGUGAUUUCAAGAGAGAGAUUCGGGGCAUGAGCACCAGAACCGUCCUAAUAAUGAGUAAAGGGCCAGAGUAUAACUCAUAUGUUGACUGGAGAAGUUAUCCCCAUAAUGGAACUACUUUCUUCAAUAAAGUCGCAUGGUGUCCCAGAAGAGAUUGAUAUCACUUCAACUGUACUUAAUGAUGAUGACAUUGGCGACAGUUGUCAUGGUGGUUUCCUCAGCAAUGCUAUCAGUUCACACAUGCAGACCUGUGGCUGCUCUGUGGUGGUAGGCAGCAGUGCAGAGAAAGUAAACAAGAUGGUGAGGACACUGUGUCUCUUUCUGUCUCCAACAGAAAGGAAAUGUUCCAGAUUAUGUCGCUCUGAAUCUUCUUUCCAGUAUGAAUCUGGCCUCUUUGUGCAAGGACUGCUAAAGGAUGCAACAGGAAGUUUUGUGCUUCCAUUCCGCCAGGUUAUGUAUGCGCCUUAUCCCACCACUCACAUUGAUGUGGAUAUAUUCACCGUGAAGCAAAUGCCUCCAUGUCACGAACACACUUAUAAUCAAAGGCGCUAUAUGAGAGCAGAGCUGGGUGCUUUGUGGAAAGCUACUUCAGAUGAGGAGAUUGGAAUGGAUUCAGUCAUUCACAGUGAUGAGACUUUCACACCUAAUCUAAAUAUAUUUCAAGAUAUCCUGCACAGAGACACAUUUGUGAAAAACUUUUUAGAGCAGGUCUUCCAAUUGAAACCAAACUUAUCCUUGCGAAGCACAUUUCUGGCACAGUUUUUGCUCGUGCUUCACAGAAAGGCUCUAACCUUGAUCAAAUACAUUGAGGAUGACACACAAAAAGGCAAGAAACCAUUCAAAUCUCUGCGUAGCCUGAAAACAGACCUGGACCUAGCAGCAGAGGGCGAUCUUUACAUAAUCAUGGCCUUGGCUGAAAAGAUUAAGCCAGGGCUUCAUUCGUUCAUUUUUGGCAGGCCGUUUCACACAAGCAUGCAAGAGAGAGAUGUACUGAUGACAUUUUAAUACCGAAAUGACAACAUUUCUAUGCUCAGCCCCCACCAUCACUUGUUUAUUUGGAUUCAGAAUUGCUUGGUCUUGUUUCUACGUGAAGCGUUUCCUCUGUAACAGUAAGUGAAAUGGAAAUAGGCAGCUGUCCAACCUCCAUCUCUCUGUGUAUUAUCAGUGAAUACACAGCAUGUUUUGUUAAUAUCAAAUCUAAACGACUGAGCAUCUUUCUGCAUGACCAGCCUCCAAGUGAUCAUACUGUAUGUCUCUGCACUGGAUCAGAUGUGAUCACCCACAACUGAACUUGUAGAUACCAAGUGACCAACCUUUGUGUGAAGUCAUUUUCCAAGUCAGUCUGUAUAAUACAGGCAGCUAAAAUUAAUCACUGGCCAAAAAAACAGCAGUGUAAUAGAAACCAUGCUUGGUCAGCCAGUAAGAUGCACAUAUGCUUUAUAAUUAAUAUAUGCUAUUUAUAAUGUAAUAAGUAAUGAUAAUACUGCUAUGAUGUACUGUAAAUUUAUUAUGACUAAUAAAACAAAGGUGUGAUUGUGUAAA